AUUGUUAGCAAGGUGUUCCGUCCAUAGUUUCCACAGGAAGCUGAGGAAGAUCCAUCCCAUGCCUGCCCUCUAGGGAGCUGUAAUCUCAUGGAGAUGAGUCCAGUCCUCUUCCUAAGAGGCAAAGCUGAUGGCUGAGAAGAAAGCCAAGGUCAUUGCAGUAAUGAAUGCUGUGGAAGAAAACCAGGCCUCUGGAGAGCCUCAGAAGGUAGAGGAGGCUAGCCCUCCUGCUGUGCAGCAGCCCACCGACCCUGCGUCCCCUACUGUGGCCACCACCCCUGAGCCAGUGGGGGCUGAUGCUGGGGACAAGAAUGCCACCAAAGCAGCUGACGAUGAGCCUGAGUAUGAGGACGGCCGUGGCUUUGGCAUCGGAGAGCUGGUGUGGGGGAAACUCCGGGGCUUCUCCUGGUGGCCAGGCCGGAUCGUGUCUUGGUGGAUGACAGGCCGGAGCCGAGCCGCUGAAGGCACUCGCUGGGUCAUGUGGUUCGGAGAUGGCAAGUUCUCAGUGGUGUGUGUCGAGAAGCUCAUGCCAUUGAGCUCCUUCUGCAGCGCGUUCCACCAGGCCACCUACAACAAGCAGCCCAUGUACCGCAAAGCCAUCUACGAAGUCCUCCAGGUGGCCAGCAGCCGUGCCGGGAAGCUGUUUCCAGCCUGCCAUGACAGUGACGAAAGUGACACUGGGAAGGCCGUGGAGGUGCAGAACAAGCAGAUGAUCGAAUGGGCCCUUGGGGGCUUCCAGCCCUCUGGUCCCAAGGGCCUAGAGCCGCCAGAAGAGGAGAAGAAUCCAUACAAGGAAGUCUACACGGACAUGUGGGUUGAGCCCGAGGCGGCUGCGUAUGCCCCGCCCCCACCAGCCAAGAAACCCAGAAAGAGCACAGCAGAAAAGCCUAAGGUCAAGGAGAUCAUUGACGAACGCACAAGAGAGCGGCUGGUGUACGAGGUGCGGCAGAAGUGUCGGAACAUCGAGGACAUUUGUAUCUCAUGUGGAAGCCUCAAUGUCACCCUGGAGCACCCACUCUUCAUUGGUGGAAUGUGCCAGAACUGUAAGAACUGCUUCUUGGAGUGCGCCUACCAGUAUGACGAUGACGGGUACCAGUCCUACUGCACCAUCUGCUGUGGGGGGCGUGAAGUGCUCAUGUGUGGGAACAAUAACUGCUGCAGGUGCUUUUGUGUCGAGUGUGUGGAUCUUUUGGUGGGGCCAGGAGCUGCCCAAGCGGCCAUUAAGGAAGACCCCUGGAACUGCUAUAUGUGUGGGCACAAGGGCACCUAUGGACUGCUGCGGAGACGGGAAGACUGGCCCUCCAGGCUCCAGAUGUUCUUUGCCAAUAACCACGACCAGGAAUUUGAUCCCCCAAAGGUUUACCCACCAGUUCCGGCUGAGAAGAGGAAGCCUAUCCGGGUGCUAUCUCUCUUUGAUGGAAUUGCUACAGGGCUCCUGGUGCUAAAGGACCUGGGCAUCCAAGUGGACCGCUACAUUGCUUCAGAGGUGUGUGAGGACUCCAUCACUGUGGGCAUGGUGCGGCACCAAGGAAAGAUCAUGUACGUCGGGGACGUCCGCAGCGUCACACAGAAGCAUAUCCAGGAGUGGGGCCCAUUCGAUCUGGUGAUUGGGGGCAGUCCCUGCAAUGACCUCUCCAUCGUCAACCCUGCCCGAAAGGGACUUUAUGAGGGUACCGGCCGGCUCUUCUUUGAGUUCUACCGCCUCCUCCAUGAUGCACGGCCCAAGGAGGGAGAUGACCGCCCCUUCUUCUGGCUCUUUGAGAACGUGGUGGCCAUGGGCGUGAGCGACAAGAGGGACAUCUCACGAUUUCUUGAGUCCAACCCCGUGAUGAUUGACGCCAAAGAAGUGUCCGCUGCACACAGGGCCCGUUACUUCUGGGGUAACCUUCCUGGCAUGAACAGGCCAUUGGCAUCCACUGUGAAUGAUAAGCUGGAGCUGCAAGAGUGUCUGGAACACGGCAGAAUAGCCAAGUUCAGCAAAGUGAGGACCAUUACCACCAGGUCAAACUCUAUAAAGCAGGGCAAAGACCAGCAUUUCCCCGUCUUCAUGAAUGAGAAGGAAGACAUCCUCUGGUGCACUGAAAUGGAAAGGGUGUUCGGCUUCCCUGUCCACUACACAGACGUCUCCAACAUGAGCCGCUUGGCGAGGCAGAGACUGCUGGGCCGGUCGUGGAGCGUGCCAGUCAUCCGCCAUCUCUUCGCUCCGCUGAAGGAAUAUUUUGCUUGUGUGUAAGGGACGUGGGGGCAAACUGAAGUAGUGAUGAUGAUGAUGAUAACAAAGUUAAAACAAACAAACAAAAAAAAACAAAACACAAAACACCAAGAACAGAGGACGGAGAGAAGUGUAUCAGCACCCAGAAGAGAAAAAGGAAUUUCCAACAAACACAGAGGAGGAAAUGCCGGAGGGCUUGGCCUUGCAAAAGGGUUGGACAUCAUCUCCUGAGUUUUCAAUGUUAAUCUUCAGUCCUAUUUAAAAAGCAAAAUAGGCCCCUCCCCUUCUUCCCCUCCUUUUCCGAGGAGGCGAACCUUUUGUUUCUACUCUUUUCAGAGGGGUUUUCUGUUUGUUUGGGUUUUUGUUUCUUGCUGUGACUUAAACAAGAGGGUUAUUAUUACAGCAAAAUCAGUAACAACAGAAAGUAGUGAUACCUUGGACAGGAAAGGGAGAGGGAAAAUUCUAUAAAAAUUUAUAUAUUGUUUUUUUUUUUUUUUCUAUAUAUAUAUCUCUUUGGUUGUCUCUAGCCUGAUCAGAUAGGAGCACAAACAGGAACAGAAUAGAGACCCUCGGGAGGGAGGCAGAGUCCCCUCCCAGCCCCUGAGCAGUCUCAAGAGCACCAUUCCUGGUCACGCCGAACAGAACCCAACUAGCAGCAGGGCGCUGAGAACACACCAGACACUUUUCUACAGUAUUUCAGGUGCCUACCAUACAGGAAACCUUGAAGAAAACCAGUUUCUAGAAGCCGCUGUUACCUCUUGUUUACAGUUUAUAUAUAUAUGAUAGAUAUGAGAUAUAUAUAUAAAAGGUACUGUUAACUACUGUACAACCUGACUUCAUAAUGGUGCUUUCACAACAGCGAGAUGAGCGAGAACAUCAUCUUCCACCUGGCCUUCUGUGCAAGGGGUUUCAGCCCAGGAUUGGGGGGGGGGUGCAGCUGGAGGGCUCGCCUCUGAGAGAGGGGGUGUCAUUUUCCCUCUUGGUUGUUAACAACCCAGAGGAGGAACCGUAUCCCCCCUGACCCAUGCCCAGCUUCUCCCUGCCCGAAAGGGGGUCAAGCGGAGGUGGUCGGUACCUGGGAAAGCUGAGUGUGGAAUGUCUCCAGACUCGUGCAAUAAUAACCCUUGAAUAUCAUCUACUAUGACUGCCUUGGUAAGGUAGCAUGAGAAAAACUUUCCCCCGAUUUUGAAUUUGUCAGCCACAUUGAAGGCUCCUCAUGGGAUCAGAAAUAAUCCAGAGUGAGGGAAAGCGAUCUGCCAUGAACCCCACCUGGAGCAAAUAAAAAAACAUACAAAAUGUACUGGUGCUUUUUGUCUAAGUUGCCUUUUGUGUGUUCUUUUAUGAGCCCCCUCCAUCCCCCACCAUCCCCUCUGCACAAAGGCAGCUCUGGUCCUGGAAUGGGAUGUUUUUGCUCAUCUCUACAGACUGCAGUUUCAUACUUGGAAGGCUGAUGACACCUUUAUUAUUAUAAUUAUUCUUAUGGUUCUGGUUAUAA
This is a messenger RNA of Peromyscus eremicus (cactus mouse), 3704 nucleotides long. RefSeq names its product DNA (cytosine-5)-methyltransferase 3A. Gene Ontology annotation, cellular component: nucleus; cytoplasm. The coding region runs from base 128 to 2230 and encodes 700 amino acids. Lineage: Eukaryota; Metazoa; Chordata; Mammalia; Rodentia; Cricetidae. Gene Ontology annotation, biological process: negative regulation of DNA-templated transcription. The record is from RefSeq and is a predicted model, not a curated record. The transcript has 18 exons. Gene Ontology annotation, molecular function: DNA (cytosine-5-)-methyltransferase activity.